AUGGCUGCUGCGCAGACUGCUUCCGAGUUACACGGCGAUGCCGACAUGAAGUCUCCCAACUCCUCCCUACCAGAAGACGACAACCAGGACCAGAUCGGGUCGAACGGGUCCACUCCCACGGGGAUUGCGACUCCUCAGCCAGACCCCGCGGACAAGCGUCUGCCUUCCAUCAUGCACAACUAUUUCCAGGUUGGUUCUUUCUCCGGCGAUAAAGCGAGUCUUCCGCGGCUGUGGUCCUGCCUUUCGAAGCCCUUCUCUGCGGACCCCCACUCAGACACCCACCAACCCCACCACCAAAUCCAACCCUCCGAUGCUUCCUCCGACUCCUUCGUCAUGAUGAAUCGUGAGGAGGCGUCUGAUCAGAUGGAAGAGGUGCGACGGCCCAACCUGCCCACUCCGCCUCAUUCGUUACUGCAGCAGGUGUCAGACGGGACGGGACUUGAGCCGAGUCCAGAUGCGAGCGGGGGGUCGUCGAUCUACGACACCUUAAAAAAUUAUCUCAGUCCUCCGGCCCGCGUCGAGAGCCCUUCCCCCUCACGCUGCCAAACCUCGCUGCCGGUCUCGAGCGUCUCUGACGACCCUGUCCUUGCCACCCACUUCUUCAAUCCAUCUCUCUCUCCUGCCUCCAACCCGUUAUCCUCCCUUACCGAGCCUCCUCCACCCCACCACGAGAAGCCGCAGGUUUCAAUAUCUUCCGAAGAACUGGCCAAGCUGACUGGAAACGCACCCGAUGGGGUGCGUCUUAAGAAUACUCCGCCCCUCACCCCCCGGGCCAUGUCCAACGAGGACCAAUCGACCGAUAAGAAAUCGGUCACCUCGGCGCCCCGAUAUGUCGAGGAACAACCGCAACCCGAAGCCGAGAAUAUGGAAUCCUCGACCGACGAGAUCACAAUGAAACUCGACGAAGCCUUUCCCCGCGAAUCUUCGGCCUCCCCCCAGAAUGGACCGCCCGUAGGAUCUCUGAAGGGUAAAUUGUUUGUGAAGAUUUCGGAGGCUCGAGGAUUACGUCCAAGUUUCGACCCGUACGUUGUGUGCGUUUUCGAGUGGAACGAGUACAUCUCCAAGGGUGCUCGUGACGGGGAAGAGGAAAAGAAGCGACGUCAGAUGGAAUCGGAUGCCGAGGCGGGCAUGCCGAUGGCCAUUCCGAUGAAAAGUCGGCAGAGCAGCAACAACAGCGCUCUGGAUGCCCACAAUCACAAGGGCAGAUCUCCGGUGACCGACCCUCACUGGGAUCACGAGGCCACAUUUGACGUUCUGGGAGACCAGUCUGAAGUCGACGUUACCGUUUACGAUCGCAGCAACCAAGAAGCCUUCCUGGGACACGUUCGCCUCGGUAUCAAUUUGAGAGAAGAUCAUAGCCGACUGGAAGGGUGGUUCCCGCUGGUCGCUCGCGGUGCUGGAGAUAGCCAAGUGUCAGGCGAAAUCCACCUUCAGAUGCAAUUUGAGAUGACGGAUCGGAGGAAUGUUGGCCCCAACGACUUCCAAAUUCUCAAGCUUAUCGGCAAGGGAACCUUCGGUCAGGUGUAUCAGGUUCUAAAAAAGGAUACGGAACGGAUCUAUGCCAUGAAGGUUCUUUCCAAGAAGGUCAUCAUUCAGAAGAAAGAGAUCGCACACACACUCGGCGAGCGAAAUAUCCUCGUGCGCACCGCCAUGGCAGCGUCUCCGUUUAUUGUCGGUCUCAAGUUCUCUUUCCAGACCCCGACCGACCUCUAUCUGGUGACGGAUUACAUGUCUGGAGGUGAACUGUUCUGGCACCUUCAGCGGGAGGGUCGUUUCCAGGAGGCUCGCGCCAAGUUCUACAUCGCGGAACUGAUUCUCGCACUGCAACAUCUCCACGACCAUGACAUCGUGUAUCGGGAUCUGAAGCCAGAGAACAUUCUCCUGGAUGCCAAUGGCCAUAUUGCACUCUGCGAUUUCGGUCUUUCCAAGGCGAACCUGACUCAAAACGACACGACCAACACUUUCUGUGGCACCACUGAAUAUCUCGCACCGGAAGUUCUGCUCGACGAACAAGGAUACACGAAGAUGGUCGACUUCUGGUCUCUCGGUGUCCUGGUCUUCGAGAUGUGCUGCGGCUGGAGUCCGUUCUACGCCGAAGAUACCCAGCAGAUGUACAAGAACAUCGCUUUCGGCAAGGUGCGAUUCCCCCGUGAUGCUCUUAGCACCGAGGGCAGGAAUUUCGUCAAGGGUCUGCUCAACCGUAACCCCAAGCACCGUCUCGGCGCCAAUGGUGAUGCAAAGGAGCUCAUGGCCCAUCCAUUCUUCCAUGAUAUCGACUGGGAUGCGUUGUGUCGCAAACAAGUCAUUCCACCAUUUAAACCUAAGCUGCAGUCUGACACCGACACUUCGAACUUCGACCCCGAGUUCACCAAUGCUCUCGACAACAACAACUCGCUCAAUCUGCGAGCAGCCGCCCUGGCUAACGGCUUGAUGCCUGGCUCCACGCCUCUGUCUCCCGGUAUGCAGGCGAACUUCAAGGGGUUCACCUUCGUGAACGAGAGCUCUAUUGAUCAUCACCUCAAGAAUGAGCCUGAUGAGAUGGACGAGGACACGGUGCAUGGUCACUCGUGGCAACCCACCCACCGCCCGACCAACUCGACCGACCAGCGCAUGAGCGGUGUUAAGAAUGCCGAUGGCACUGAGCCCGGGAUCUUUAACGUUGACGAUAACUUUGACAUGUGA
Messenger RNA from Penicillium argentinense, 2682 nucleotides. It is a transcript of the gene schA, whose product is annotated as serine/threonine protein kinase SCH9. Gene Ontology annotation, biological process: protein phosphorylation. The transcript is spliced from 3 exons. The coding region runs from base 1 to 2682 and encodes 893 amino acids. The record is from RefSeq and is a predicted model, not a curated record. Gene Ontology annotation, molecular function: ATP binding; protein serine/threonine kinase activity. NCBI's taxonomy places the organism in Eukaryota, Fungi, Ascomycota, Eurotiomycetes, Eurotiales, Aspergillaceae.